AUGGAGCCUGAGGCAGCCGGGGCCACGGAGCAAAAUGUUGUGGUGGGGAGGCAGCGAAAUCUCCUUACAGAGGAUCUUGAUCUGCCAGAGCACGUUCGAGAAGGUGUGCAGCAACUGUCGGACAGCCUCUGCGCUGCUGUGGAGCGGCUGGCGACCGAUCUUUACGAGAGCGAGUGCCACUUCCUGUAUGAGCUUGUGCAGAAUGCCGAAGAUGCGCACGCAAGGGCUCGGCCAGAGGACUCCGAGGAGCCCUGCCUGACCCUCCGCCUCGGGGCUCCUUGCUCAUCCUUCCUUCACGGCUACUUCAGCAGUGAGAGCAACGAAGCAGGUUUCACAGAGGGAGAUGUUACAGCGCUUUGUGGCAUCUCUGUGUCAUCCAACAUGGGCCGCAAAGGGAUUGGCUUCAAGUCCGUCUUCGCUGUCAGUGACCGUGCCCACGUUUUGUCAAAGGGCUUCACUUUCGUUUUUGACGUGCAAGGGCCCCUGGGCAAACUGGGUUACGUGACUCCGACGUGGCUGGAUGGCGCGGAGCUUUCGACUUUGCCAGCACAGGUGCGGCGCAGCCAUUCCGAGGGGAAGACAGUGUUCUUCCUUCCUCUCCGACGUGCUGGGCUGGCGUCGGCCAUCAGCCAGGAGAUGAAUGAGCUGGCAUCCGGGGGGCGGGCCUCAUUGCUUUUCCUGCGGCGACUGCGGUGUAUUGAGCUGCUUGACCAGCUUGCUUCGGCCCCGAGGCGGCUUCAGCGAACAGGCGACACAUCGACAGCCUCUCAGACAGCAGAUCCGCUGAGGUCCUGUUCCGUCAUCCUCGAGCAACAGCAGGAGCCUGGAAAAGUACAGCGGCAAGAGCACAGAUACAUGGUCUACCGGCACCUGGCAGCGGUGGAAUCUGAAGCCGUGCAGAGCAUGCACGUGGAGCUUGUGCUAGCGUUCCCGAUGCCAUCGUCGGAAGAGGAGCCGGAGACAUUCAGUCGCUGUGAGCCGCUUUUCCGCUUCUUGCCCAUCCGAAUGGUUGGAUAUGGAUUUGCUCUGCAUUGCGAUUGCUUCGACUUGGUGGCCAACCGCAGUGACCUGCGCCGUGGCUCAUUGCCGAAUCGAGUCGUUCGUGAUUCCCUUCCCCAGGCCUUUGUCAGAGCUUGCCAAGCUUCCCCACACAUCUCGCGCCGGGCCUUGGCAUUGCUGGGCGAGCCGGUGGCCGAUCCUUUCUGGAAAGUUGCAAGGGAAUGCAUUCUGGAGCAGCUCUCGGAUGUCUCAUGCUCCUCAGCAAGGGAGGAGCAGGAUCUUCCGCGACUUCGACUCGGACAGCGGACACAGCUUCUGAACAACGUCCGCUCGCUGCUCAGCGAGCUCCAAUGUGAAGGACCCGCGGCCAGCGGUGAGCAUGGGCUUCGAGGCCCGACGCAUUGA
Messenger RNA from Symbiodinium natans, 1404 nucleotides. The record is from the annotation of a GenBank genome assembly. NCBI's taxonomy places the organism in Eukaryota, Dinophyceae, Suessiales, Symbiodiniaceae.